Molecule: messenger RNA, 1458 nt
Organism: Cryptosporidium muris RN66
Lineage: Eukaryota; Apicomplexa; Conoidasida; Eucoccidiorida; Cryptosporidiidae
Product: alpha-1,3-mannoyltransferase protein, putative
Exons: 1
Coding region: 1-1458 (485 amino acids)
Molecular function (GO): GDP-Man:Man(1)GlcNAc(2)-PP-Dol alpha-1,3-mannosyltransferase activity; alpha-1,3-mannosyltransferase activity
Source: RefSeq, a predicted model, not a curated record
AUGGUAGCAAAAAAACGUCGUGUAGCAGUUUUGCAUCUUGAUCUUGGUAUUGGGGGAGGAGAACAACUGACUGUUCUAUCUAGUCUAGCACUGUCUAGAAUGCCAGGUAAAGGGUGUGAGAAAGACCCAAAUGUAGACCUCACAAUAUAUACAACGAGGCAUGAUCCAUCUUAUGCUUUUAAACCAACGGUUGAUGGAUCUCUUAAUGUGAAGGUUUGCGGAAAUUUUAUUCCAUCGUCAAUAUUUGGAGUUGGGAUUGCCUUCUGUUCUAGUAUACGAAUGAUCUAUUUGUGCCUCUAUCUUCUUUUCUCUGCCUUCUUAGACUGCAAAAGUUUAAGUUCACUUUCUAAUUACUAUGAUGUAAUAUAUAAUGAUCAAGUUAGUAUGGUAAAUCCUUUAUUAAAGUUAAUGACACAUAAAUUGAUAUUUUACUGUCAUUUUCCCGAUAAGCUACUUUCCCAUCGUACUUAUAGUGGUAUAUCGAAGUUAUAUAGAGAUACAUUUAAUUAUUUAGAAGAAUUUGGGAUGAAGUAUGCUGAUUUAGUAUUUGUAAACUCAAUUUUCACUAGACAAGCAUAUAUGGGAUGCUUCCCAUCGUUUGAAGAAUCAAAACAUUUACCACCAACUGUGAGAUAUCCUGAAGUUUUGUAUCCUCCUGUUGACCUAGAACAAAUACCACCAAAAGAAGAGUCAAUAGAAUGUUUGAAAAAAGCUAAUAUUCCAAUUAUAUCCGAAGAUCUUGAAGUUCCAGUCUUUAUCUCAAUAAAUCGUUAUGCACGCAGUAAAAAUUUAACUCUAGCUUUACGUGCAUUUGAAGUACUUGGGAAAAAAUAUGAAAUAGAAGAUAAUACCUGUUUGAUAAUGUCUGGAGGUUAUGACAAGUACUUGAGAGAAAAUAUUGAACACUUUGAUGAGUUAGUGUCUGAGGCGAAGUCGCUUGAUUUAACAACUUUUAUAGAUUCAAAGAAAAUAUAUGAGUCAACCAAUAAGAAUUCAACUCAAGUUGUAAUCUUUUUAAGGAAUAUUGGUGAUGAUUUCAGAUGGUCCUUACUUCGUCGUUGUUGUGGAACAAUUUAUACACCAGAAAAUGAACAUUUCGGUAUUGUUCCUUGCGAAUCAAUGUCUGUAGGAACCCCAGUAAUUGCUAGCGAUACUGGAGGUCCAAUGGAAUCUAUUGUAAAUGAGGUAACGGGAUAUUUAUGCAGUCAUAAUGCCUCUGAAUUUGCCUCUGCUAUGAACAAUUUAUUGGAAAUUAGGAGAGAUCCAAAAAAGAAGAAAGUCUGGGAAUAUGCCUGUGAAGAAAGAGUUAAGUCUUUAUUUAGCUUUGAGAUGUUCUCAAAGAAAUUAAGGUCUUUUGCUUUUACUAGUUCUAAUAAAGACAAUAAAAUGAUUGAACUGAUAAGUGGAGAAGUGGUAGCACCAAAGAAGAGAAAAGGAAAGAAUCCUCAUUCAAGUUGA